Molecule: messenger RNA, 2094 nt
Organism: Aspergillus pseudotamarii
Lineage: Eukaryota; Fungi; Ascomycota; Eurotiomycetes; Eurotiales; Aspergillaceae
Product: Zn(II)2Cys6 transcription factor
Exons: 2
Coding region: 1-2094 (697 amino acids)
Biological process (GO): positive regulation of transcription by RNA polymerase II
Cellular component (GO): nucleus
Molecular function (GO): transcription cis-regulatory region binding; zinc ion binding; DNA-binding transcription factor activity, RNA polymerase II-specific
Source: RefSeq, a predicted model, not a curated record
AUGACCACCUUAACGGACGAGCAAAGCGCACAAUCUCACCCCACCCGCACUCGGUCAUUCGGGGGGUGCACUACGUGUCGAAGCCGGCAUGUGAAAUGCGACGAAGGCCGCCCAGCAUGCGCCAUGUGUCGGUAUUUCGGGUUCGUCUGUGCGGGCUACGAGAAGGGUAUCUUUUUUGACUUUGAGAAUUCGACGGACGAAAGACGCUUCCGUCGGCCCUUGCUGACCGAGGCGGAACGAGAGCGCAUGAGCCAAUGGCUCGUUUCAAGCGUCCCACCGGAAUCUGCCCUACAAUUAUUGACUCGUAUUGAUGAUCUAUGUGAGAAGGCGGCUCCUUGCCGUGACCUCCAGGUGGACUGUGGGCCUUUUGGAGCAUUCAGAUUGAGUCAAUUGCCCUCUGCUCCUUCACCGGAUGUUGUUCCAGAAGAAUCGUCGGUCCCAUCUACCAGUAGCCCUCCAGAAGACGUGGUUAGAUUCGACGACGAUUUCACAGUUCCUUCGGAUCCCCCAUUGACGCCCCGUACUCAAAGAAUAAUCGAGUCUAUAUUUGGCCAGUCUGAGCAGGCACCCAGCACGACAUCCCCGGAUGGUGGGGACAUGGAAAUGGAUCAUUGUCGCAUUGAAGCAGUCCUCAAUGAUGCACCUCUCUCUAGCUUUCAAGAUUUUCCUAUGACAUCCAUGACAGAAGAGCAGCAAUUCCCUCAAUACCCGCAAAGUGCUGAUCUAACUCAAAUACCGCCACCGAACCCCUCUUUCUCUUUGACGACUACCAGCAAAGCAGUCCCUCAAGAUGUGAUGCUCCUACUAAAGCACUAUACAACAACAGUGAUCAGCCUGAUGACUCCUGUCCGACACGCAAAAACACCCUGGCACAUUCUAUUCAUUCCCCACGCCAAGACCUGUCUAGCAGCCCUCACUCUAGGAGAAGAUUUAGACAACGCCAGCCUAACAGCCUUCUACGGUACACUGGCAAUCAGUGCCUUCAGUCUCGGCGGCCUCUCCCAGUCGCAGAUGUGGCUCGUCCAAGGAGACGCAUACAGACAGCAGGCGCUAAAACAUGCCAGACUAAUGCUGAGGACGGCAUACGACGUUCCGAAGGUAGCCAAAUACAAAUCCAUGAUGAUCGCACUUCUCACCAUUGUCUACGUAUCAAUGUUCUCGGUCGACCGCGAUCAAACAGAAUAUUUCUUUCUGGAAACAGAAAGACUCAUAAGGUUACGAGGCCUGAAACGGAAAAAGUCAAGGAAGGUCCGUCUUCUCCAUCACUGCUACGCCUUCGAGCGCUUCUUCUAUGAAAGUACCUUUACCGGCGGUAUGAACUCACGACAACGCCAUUACUUCCGCCGAUCCAUUGAAUCAAGUGGACUGGCUCAAUACAGUCGAGAUGACCUUUCCUUCCGGCUCCGCGGAUGGGAGAAUCUCGAUCAAGAGAUGAUGGAAGUCAAGAGUCAAGAAGACGGGGAAAAUGACUUACAUCUCGAACGACCCGGGAUAUUCUCAGCAACACUCUACCCCGAGAUCUUCGGCGUCCCGGAGCCAUGGGUCCUGCUGCUAUCACUGGUGAUUCGACUUGGGAGGGAAAAGGAUAUCGCAGAGAGCCAUGACCUACCGAAUCCCCUGACAUUGAAAGACUUUUCGAGUCGAGCGAAGGCAAUCGAGAGGCGGAUCAAUAACCUCGAACGGCCAAGCCAAGCCCAGUUUGAUGAGCAUUUAAACAAUAUGCUCGACGCAAUGUACCACGCACUGUCUAUCUACUUCUACCGAAGGGUGUAUGAUAUGGAAGCCUCGAUGCUCCAGCAGAAGGUCAUUGCCGUGCGGGAUUGUCUGUGGCGGUGUGCAGAUCCCACUGUGUUGCAUGUCUCUGCGGGGUUUAUGUGGGCUGCUUUUAUUGCUGCGUGUGAGGCUGAUGAUGGGGAGCUGCAGAAGUCGUUUUCGAAAUGGUUCAAGGACUCUGCCCAGCGAAGUGGGUUAUCCUCGUUCCGGGAGACAUUGGCUAAAAUUGAGAGGAUCUGGAGGGAGAGGUGUUGUGGGAAUGGGAUCAGUGCAACAUGGCUUAAUUCAAUGAGAAUGGACGCUCCGUUCACGGUAGGGUAG